AUGUUCGCCCUCCGUGCCAUUGCUGUCCCUGCGCAGCGCCAGGCCUUCCGCGCAGCUCCCCGCGCGGCCGUCACUCUUUCGCUGCAGAACCAGAGACUAUACUCCGAGAAGGUCGCCAAGUACGAGGGAAAGAAGGAUGUGAAGGGUAACUACACAGUCAGUUUGAUCGAAGGUGAUGGCAUUGGCCCCGAGAUUGCCGUUGCCGUCAAGGACAUCUUCGCCGCCGCCAAGACGCCAAUUUCCUGGGAGCCCAUCAACGUCGACCCCAUCCUCAAGGAUGGCAAGACUGCUAUCCCCGACGAUGCCAUCGAGAGCAUCAAGAGAAACAAGAUUGCCCUCAAGGGUCCUCUUGCUACCCCCAUCGGCAAGGGCCACGUCUCUCUCAACUUGACCCUUCGUCGCACUUUCAACCUCUUCGCCAACCUCCGUCCCUGCCGCUCGGUUGCUGGAUACAAGACCCCCUACGAUAACGUCGACACCGUCCUGAUCCGCGAGAACACCGAGGGCGAGUACUCCGGCAUUGAGCACGUUGUGGUGGAUGGUGUCGUCCAGAGCAUCAAGCUCAUCACCCGCGAGGCCAGCGAGCGCGUCCUCCGGUUCGCCUUUCAGCAUGCCCGCUCCAUCGGCCGCAAGAAGGUCCGUGUCGUCCACAAGGCCACCAUCAUGAAGAUGUCCGACGGUCUUUUCCUCCAGUGCGCCCACAACAUCGCCAAGGAGUUCCCCGAUAUCGAGUUCGACGCCGAGCUCCUCGACAACACCUGCCUCAAGAUGACUACCGACCCCAUCCCCUACAACGACAAGGUCCUCGUCAUGCCCAACCUGUACGGUGACAUUCUCUCCGACAUGUGCGCCGGUCUCAUUGGCGGUCUCGGGUUGACCCCCUCCGGCAACAUUGGCGACGAGUGCUCCAUCUUCGAGGCCGUCCACGGUUCCGCCCCUGAUAUUGCCGGCAAGGGUCUUGCCAACCCCACCGCUCUCCUCCUCAGCUCCAUGAUGAUGUUGAGACACAUGAGCCUGAACGAGUACGCCGACCGCAUCGAGAAGGCGGCUUUCGCCACCCUUGCCGAGGGCAAGGCUCUUACUGGUGAUCUUGGUGGCAAGGCUUCCACCAAGCAGUUCACGGAUGCGAUUAUCGAGAAGCUUUAA
Podospora anserina S mat+ is the source of this 1146-nucleotide messenger RNA. RefSeq lists its product as uncharacterized. Gene Ontology annotation, biological process: tricarboxylic acid cycle; isocitrate metabolic process. Gene Ontology annotation, cellular component: mitochondrion. Gene Ontology annotation, molecular function: magnesium ion binding; NAD binding; isocitrate dehydrogenase (NAD+) activity. Bases 1 to 1146 code for a protein of 381 amino acids. The record is from RefSeq and is a predicted model, not a curated record. NCBI's taxonomy places the organism in Eukaryota, Fungi, Ascomycota, Sordariomycetes, Sordariales, Podosporaceae. The transcript has 5 exons.